UUUCUUCCUUUCUCCUCACCUAGUCGUCAUCAACGAGACCCUCGUCUCUCUCUUUGCCUCUUCAUCCACUCGGCUUGCAAACGCAAGGUCUCGGAGACAUCGAGUGACGAUCUCACUCGUCGCCGACUUCUUCGAGAGUCGAGAGAGAACGCGGGAUCCUUGCUUCUACUUCAUCCCGCCACCCAUUCUCGCACGUCAUGCCGCCAAAGAAGCCAGGCCAGCCAGACCUCUCUGGCUACCAGUACAGCGCUCUUAGCUCCAUCGUCUCGUUUGCAGAUCGAAGGUUCGUCGACAACAAUGUCCAGAAUGAGCCAAAGGGAGACGCAGAGACGCUCAGAGGCAGGAUAGAUCCGAAGUCAAUGGGAUCGAGAGUUCAGAGGGAGCAGGUAAAGGACCUUGACAAGAAGAAAUCAAAGGCAGCAGCAGAAGAAAAGGCAAGGAAAGCUACGUCUUCGAAGAGGUCAGGGCCUUCUGCUGCUCAGGGCAAUUACGCAGAUGUCUUGCAGGCCACCGCAGACCUCGAAGGGCUGCGAUACAUUCCUCGUACUGCAGAGACGCGCGAAAUCUACGAGCUCAUCCUCAACAUCGUGCAUUCAGCACUGGGAGAUCAGACGUCAGAUGUCGUACGCUCAGCAGCCGAUGCCGCGCUAGAGACGCUCAAGGAUGAAGAGAUGAGGGAUUUUGACAAGAAGAAGGAGAUCGAAGACCUCGUUGGAGAGUUGAGCUCAGAAAGCUUCGGCCAGCUCGUCAAUCUCAGCAAAAAGAUCACAGACUACGACCAGGACGACCAACGGCAGCAGGAUCCAGAUGCCGACACGAGAGCCAUCGACGAAGAGACUGGCGUAGCAGUCCUCUUUGACAACGAAGAUGACGAGAGCGAUCAGGAUGAGGAAACCUACGUUGUUCGCGAAGAGUCAGACGAUGAUGAGGAUGACGGAGGAGCGGCAGUUCAGCAGCCUGCUGGCGAGGACGAUGUCACAGAGCGGGUCGAGGAUCAGAACGCGCCAUCAGAAGCUCUUGUCAUCGGCGAUUCGGCAGCGCGGGGCAAGAAGGGCGAUUCACUGUCAGUGCAUGACAUUGAUCCAUUCUGGAUCCAACGUCUCGUGGCCACGCACUAUCAAGACGAGCGAGAAGCCUCGGACAAGGCCAACGAGGCCUUCAAUCUCCUGGCCUCCGAGGCCAACACUCGAGACUGUGAAAACUCCCUCAUGGAGCUCUUUGACUACGAGAACUUCGACAUCGUCCAGACUCUCAUCAAGCAUCGAGAUGUCAUUGUCUGGUGCACGAAGCUGGGCCGCGCAGACGAAGAUGAGAAGGUCAACAUCGAAGUCGAAAUGAGGGAGAAAGGUCUCAAUUGGAUCUUGAAGGAGCUGAGAGGUGACAAGAAGGAUGGUGCAGAUGGAGACGCCGGAAAGGGGGUGCCGAUGGACAUCGAUGAUGCCACCAAGAAUCGCAUCCUUAAGAUGACUGGUCGCGCCACUCUCGCGCCUGGCACCACUGCACAGCCUCGCAAGGUCGUCGACCUCGAAGCCAUGGCCUUCUCACAAGGUGGUCACCUCAACUCGAAUGCAAAAGUACGUCUACCUGAGGGAAGCUUCAAGCGUACUGGCAAGGGCUACGAAGAGAUCCAUGUCCCAGCACCUACCCGCAAGGGCGGCAACGACGUCGACAAAGUUCCCUUCGCCUCUCUUCCCACUUGGGCUCAGCCUGCCUUUGGCACCACCGGCAGCCUGAAUCUCAUUCAGUCGCAGUGCUACCCGAUCGCAUUCGGCGAGGACGAGCCGAUGCUGAUGUGUGCGCCGACGGGAGCUGGCAAGACCAACGUCGCCAUGCUUACGAUCCUGCGAGAGCUUGGCAAGUGGCGCGACGAGCAGACUGGCCAAUUCGACCUCACGGGCUUCAAGAUCGUCUACGUGGCGCCGAUGAAGGCGCUUGUCGCUGAGCAAGCCGACAACUUCCGCCAGCGCCUAGCGUCAUUUGGCAUGGUCGUCAAUGAGCUCACGGGUGACAGCCAGCUCACCAAGCAGCAGAUUGCAGAAACGCAAGUCAUUGUCACGACGCCGGAGAAGUGGGACGUCAUCUCGCGCAAGAGCAGCGACACGUCGUACACCAAUCUCGUCCGCCUGAUGAUCAUCGAUGAGAUUCACCUGCUUCACGACGACCGAGGGCCCGUUCUUGAGUCCAUCGUUGCGCGUACCAUCCGACGCAUGGAGCAGCUCAACGACCCUGUUCGCCUGGUCGGUCUCAGUGCCACUCUUCCCAACUACAAGGAUGUUGCGACUUUCCUUCGGGUCAAUCCGAAGAAGGGCCUCUUCUACUUUGAGUCAGGCUACCGACCCUGCCCUCUCAAGCAAGAGUACAUCGGCAUCACCGAAAAGAAGGCAAUCAAGCGUUUCCAGAUCAUGAACGAGGUCUGCUACGACAAAUCGCUGCACUACGUCUCAGGCGAGGCCCAGCAAGAGGCGCAGAGCAGCGGUGCUGGUCAACAAUCCUCACAGACGGCAGUCAUGAUCUUUGUGCACUCGCGCAAGGAGACCGCCAAGACGGCCAAGUUCAUCAGGGACAAGGCCAUGGAAGCCGACACCUUGACGCAUUUCCUGCCUCGCUCUGCCGCCUCGAAGGAGCUGCUCACCAGCGAAGUCGAGAACGUCAAGGACGCCAAUCUGAGGGAUCUCUUGCCGUACGGCUUUGGUAUUCACCACGCUGGUAUGGGCCGCGCAGACCGCCAGCUCGUCGAGGAUCUCUUUGCUGGUGGGCACAUUCAGGUCCUCGUCUCGACUGCUACUUUGGCUUGGGGAGUCAAUUUGCCAGCACACACGGUCAUCAUUAAGGGCACGCAGAUCUACAACCCAGAAAAGGGGAGAUGGGUGGAGCUGUCUCCCCAGGACAUGUUGCAGAUGCUGGGUCGAGCAGGAAGGCCGCACUAUGAUACUUUUGGGGAGGGCAUUGUCAUCACCAACCAUAGCGAGCUGCAGUACUAUCUCAGUCUCCUCAACCAGCAGCUCCCCAUCGAGUCGCAAUUCGUCUCCAAGCUCGCGGACAACCUCAAUGCCGAAAUUGUUCUGGGCACCAUUCGCAAUCGCGAUGAGGCUGUGGCGUGGCUGGGAUACACGUACCUUUACGUCCGCAUGCUCCGCACGCCAGCUCUGUACAGCGUCUCGGCAGACUAUGCGGAAGACGAUCCCUUCCUCGAGCAGAAGCGGGCAGACAUUAUCCACUCGGCCGCUGUUGUACUGGAGAAGUGUGGACUUUUGCGCUACGAGCGCAAGUCUGGCCUCUUCACCUCCAACGAGCUCGGCCGCAUCGCUUCGCACUACUACAUCACCCACACCAGCAUGGCAACCUAUCAUCAACACCUCAAGCCUCACCUGGGGCUCAUAGAACUUUUCCGCAUCUUUGCGCUCUCAGAGGAGUUCAAGUACCAGGUCGUCAGGCAAGAUGAGAAGCUCGAGGUCGGCAAGCUGCUGGAACGCGUCCCCAUCCCGGUCAAGGAGUCGCUGGAUGACCCCGCGGCCAAGGUGAAUGUCCUGCUGCAGUCUUGGGUCUCGCAGCUCAAGCUUGAAGGCUAUGUGCUGGCCGCGGACAUGGUCUACAUCACGCAAUCAGCCGGGCGUAUCCUUCGAGCCAUCUUUGAGAUCUGUCUGCGCAGAGGCUACGCUCGUCUGAGUCACACAGCCUUGGACCUGUGCAAGAUGGUUGAGUCCCGUCAAUGGGGCUCAAUGACACCGCUGCGCCAAUUCAAGGGCGUGCCAGCAGACCUCGUCCGCCGUCUCGAGAGGAAGGAGUAUCCGUGGGCCCGCCUGCGGGACCUCGAGCCAAACGAGAUUGGUGAGCUCAUCGGAGUGCCCAAGGCCGGUCGACUGGUGCAUCGCCUCGUCAACCAAUUCCCGCGCCUGGAGUUGCAAGCCUUCUUCCAGCCUUUGACCCGCUCCCUCCUCUCAGUGCAGCUUACGCUCACUCCGGACUUCCAGUGGGAUGAAAAGAUCCACGGCGGCGCCCAAUCCUUCCAUGUACUGGUCGAGGACGUGGACGGCGAGAUUGUUCUCUUCCACGACACGUUCUUGCUGCGUCAGCGCUUCGCAGAAGAGGAGCACACGAUCAACUUCACGGUACCAAUCACAGACCCUGUUCCGCCCAAUUACUUCAUCAGCAUCGUCAGCGACCGAUGGCUGCAAAGCGAAAUGCGUUUGCCCAUCUCCUUCAAGAACCUCAUCCUUCCAGAGAAGUUCCCGCCCCACACGCAGCUCCUCGACUUGCAGCCGCAGCCCGUGUCGGCGCUGCGCAACAAGGAAGCGCAGGCCAUCUUUGAGAAGCAGCACAUCGCCUCGCUCAAUCGAAUUCAGACGCAGACGUACCACGCCAUUUACGAGACGGACGACUCCGUGCUUGUUGGCGCGCCGACAGGGAGCGGCAAGACAUUGUGCGCCGACUUGGCCUUGCUUCGUCUCUGGAACGAAGCCGAGCCUGCUCGGGCCGUGUGCAUCGUGCCGUACGAGACGAUGCAAGCGUCGCGUGUCACAAGGUGGCAGGGCAUGUUCGGCAACUACCGCGGAGGCAAGGAGAUUGUUGCCCUCGUAGGAGAAAUGAGCGCCGACCUUCGUCUGCUCGAGACGGCAGACGUCGUCGUUGCCACGCCUGCGCAGUGGGAUGUUCUCUCGAGGAGAUGGAGGCAGCGCAAGAACGUGCGAAACAUCGGUCUUUAUAUCGCGGAUGAGGUGCAGCUGCUCGGCGAUUGGAAUGUCGGCCCCUCGUACGAGACGGUCCUCUCUCGUGCACGCUUCGUCGCGGCCCAGAAUGAGGACGUAGCCACUCGCUUCCUCGCCCUGACUGUACCGUUGGGCAACGCGCGAGACGUUGGUGACUGGCUGGGCUGCCCUAGCGGGUCUGUCUUCAACUUCUCGCCCGCAGCUAGGCCGAUCCCGAUGGAGGUGCACUUGCAGAGCUUCAAUAUCCCGCACUUCCCCUCGCUCAUGAUCGCGAUGGCCAAGCCCGCCUACCUCGCCAUCACGGAGUAUGCGCCCGAGUCGCCCAUCCUGGCCUUCGUGCCUUCGCGCAAGCAGGCCAAGUUGACAGCAAACGAUAUCCUCUCGUACGCAUUGGCGGACAGCGAUCGUGAUGGUGGAGAGUCGCGCUUCCUCAACAUCGAGGCGGAGGAUCUCAAGCCUCACCUUGACCGCAUCCAAGACCGUGACCUGGCAGAAGUCGUCGAGAACGGUGUUGCCUACUACCACGAGGGGCUUUCACGCUCAGACAAGCGCAUCGUUGAGCGACUCUACGAAGCUGGGGCGAUCCAGGUUGUGGUGGCCAGCAAGGAGACGGCGUGGAGCAUCCCAUUGACGGCACAUAUGGUGCUGGUGAUGAGUGUGCAAUCAUUCGAUGGUAAAGAGCAUCGCUACGUUGACUACCCGAUCACAGAUGUGCUUCAGAUGGUUGGACGAAGCACGCAACGCGGACCCGAUGGGGAGAGCAGUCGUUCUGUCCUGCUCUGCCAGGCGUCGCGCAAGGAUUUCUUCAAGAAGUUCCUUGCCGAGGGCUUGCCACUAGAGUCGAAGCUCAACUCCUUUGCUCAAGACUUCUUCAAUGCAGAGAUCGUGGCGCGCACGGUGGACAACAAGCAGGCGGCAGUCGACAUCCUCACCUGGACGCUCAUGUAUCGUCGCCUUCGUCAGAACCCGCAGGCGUACAAUUGCCAGGGAUCGUCGCAGCAAGCUAUUGGAGAGUACCUCUCCGAGCUCGUGGAGACGACUCUUUCUGAGCUGGAGAACAGCAAAUGCGUGGCAAUCGAGGACGACUUUGAUGUCUCACCCUUGAACCUGGGCAUGAUCUCCAGCUUCUACAACAUCUCUUACGUGACCAUCGAUGUCUUCAACAUGUCGCUCAAGGAGCGCACGAAGAUGAAGGGUCUGUUGGAGAUUGUCAGCUCAGCAGCAGAGUUCGAGGACAUUCCCAUCCGCCAGCACGAGGAUGUUGUUCUUCGUCGUCUGUACGACCGCCUCCCUUACAAGUUGGACAAAAUCUCUUUCACCUCCCCCUACCACAAGGUCUUUGUCCUCUUGCAGGCGCACUUUGCCCGCCUCGCUCUACCCGUAGACCUGGAGACAGACCAACGCUUGGUGCUGGGCAAGGUGCUCAACCUCCUCUCAGCUUGUGUAGACGUCAUGAGCUCAAAUGCUUACCUGAACGCAAUCAUCGCCAUGGAGCUUUCUCAGAUGUGCGUCCAAGCCGUCUGGGAUCGCGACUCUCCGCUGAGACAAGUACCGCACUUCACGGCGGAUAUCAUCGAGCGCUGCAAAGCCAAGGGGCUUGAGGAUGUCUAUGCAUUGGGUGAGGCGCUGGGUGAAAUGGAGGAGCAGGAGCGCGACGAAUUGCUGCAGUUGUCGGGAAAGAAGCUGGCCGACGUGGCUACGUUCACCAACAGCUACCCCUACUUGGAGGUUGAGGCCACUUGGGCCGACACAGAGGACUUGAGGGCCGGAGAUAGCAUCGUGCUCAACGUCGACCUCUCUACGGCGGACGACGACGAGGAGGACGAAGAGGAAGAGGCAGGCGCCCCCGAGCCCAUCCCUGCCCCUCACUUCCCCAGCGGCCGCAAGACGAUCAAUUGGUGGAUCGUGGUUGGUUCACCCGGCACGCGACAACUCCUCGCAAUCAAGCGCGUCGUCAUGACCAAGGCAAAGCUGGCCGGUCUAAAGCUUGAGCUCUCGCUACCCAAGGGCAAGCACGACGAUUUGACGCUUUACUGCUGCUCGGAUGCUACGUUGGGCUCUGAUAGGCAGAUUGAGUUGCCUGGGUUGGAGGUGGCGGAGGGCGAGGACUCAGAUGAGGAUGAGAGCGAAGACGACGAGGAUGAGGAGAUGGCUGAUGCGGAAUGACGGAUGGGGAGGUGACAUGCUAGCUAGAAGAAGAAGAUUUGAAAAUUGUACUUUGAUUGCCUACACGCUAGCAUCGUGAAGUUCGAUGG
This is a messenger RNA of Jaminaea rosea, 6961 nucleotides long. Its product is annotated as putative ATP dependent RNA helicase. The transcript is spliced from 2 exons. Gene Ontology annotation, cellular component: nucleus. Bases 198 to 6872 code for a protein of 2224 amino acids. NCBI's taxonomy places the organism in Eukaryota, Fungi, Basidiomycota, Exobasidiomycetes, Microstromatales. The record is from RefSeq and is a predicted model, not a curated record. Gene Ontology annotation, molecular function: ATP hydrolysis activity; ATP binding; nucleic acid binding.